Messenger RNA from Rhizophagus irregularis DAOM 181602=DAOM 197198, 914 nucleotides. RefSeq lists its product as uncharacterized. Lineage: Eukaryota; Fungi; Glomeromycota; Glomeromycetes; Glomerales; Glomeraceae. The record is from RefSeq and is a predicted model, not a curated record.
GGAAAAAAUUAUCUAACUACUUUCGUAAAUUAAAACGAAAUGUUAUGUAUGAAAUCUUUGAAAUCUUUUUAAUUGAUCUUAAACAUGUUUAAAGUAAUGUUCGCUUUUUUUUUAUAUUGAUUUAUAGUCAACUUUUUAUAUGCAAUUUUAUGUUUUUUACAUUUAAUUUCCAAAAGAUAAAAAAGAUAAGGCUAAUUCAAAAAAAUAAAUAUAUAAAGCUACUGGUUUACCCCCAUUUUAUUUCCACAGUUCUAAUUCUCUUUCCUUCAUUUGAUAAUAUUUUGAAAAUGAAUGUUAAAAAAUCAACCAAAUAUAAAAUUCCGCUCUUUAAAAUACCAUUUCCACCAGAACUGACAGUUGAAGAGGUCUUGAGUAAUAGGACCGAUGAUAGACUUAACUCAAGGGCUCCCAAUAGAUACUUCAUAUACCGACUCGCUUUCCUCAAAGAACUUAGAAAGCGAACUGAUGAUAUUGUGUCUAUGACGAAAAUAUCAUCUUAUAUUAGUUCGAUGUGGUUUAAUGAAACAACUGCAGUAAUGGAUGCUUAUAAGAAUCUAUCCGAACAAGUGGAAAAUCGCCUAACGGAAAUAAGGCGCAAGGAAAAAUUAGUUCUCGUCAAUGAGUCAUUGUCUCUGGGCCUACAAGAUAACUCACCAUCCGGAAUUACUGAAUACAACAAUGGUGUUAGUCCAAGACAUAUUCCAAUCCUUUCUGAUCCCUCCUACCAACUUUAUGACUCACUAUAUCCUCUGUCACUACAACAGUCUCCGCCUCCACACUUCCCAUCAGAGAUUACCGUAAAUGUUCAAUUCCCUUAUUUUAAUCCUUCAUACCAGCUUUUUACACAAAACCAUUUUUCUAUUGAUUUAUGCUCUUGUGAAAUAUGCUGGAAUAAUUUUAUUAAUUAUGGGUAA